Molecule: messenger RNA, 3064 nt
Organism: Cololabis saira (Pacific saury)
Lineage: Eukaryota; Metazoa; Chordata; Actinopteri; Beloniformes; Belonidae
Gene: vat1l
Product: vesicle amine transport 1-like
Exons: 9
Coding region: 123-1364 (413 amino acids)
Molecular function (GO): oxidoreductase activity; zinc ion binding
Source: RefSeq, a predicted model, not a curated record
UUUUCCAUGUGUGAAUAAAGGCUCAGAGUGAUUUUUCCAGUCUCCAUUGUGGAUAACGGCGCCUGUCACAUCCACAUCACCCCCCAGAAGCAGCCGAGAGGCAGAAACACCAGCUCUCCGACAUGGCUAAAGAAGGAGCAGAUAUGACGGAGGAAACCCAAUACAUGAUAGACAAACACGUCGGGAAAGAAACGGGGAGCGUGGAGUCACCUGCUAAUGCCAAAGAAAUGCGAGCGGUGAUGCUGGCAGGUUUUGGAGGUCUGAACAAACUCCGGGUAACCAAGAAGGCAAUGCCCGAGCCUCAGGAUGGGGAAGUAAAGAUCCGCGUCAAAGCAUGUGGAUUGAAUUUCUUGGAUUUGAUGGUACGUCAGGGGACUAUUGAUAAUCCUCCCAAAACCCCCCUGGUCCCUGGAUUCGAUUGCUGUGGAAUAGUGGAGUCAGUGGGUGAAAACACAACAGGAUUUGAGAUAGGUGACAGAGUAAUGGCUUUUGUGAAUUAUAAUGCCUGGGCAGAGGUGGUUUGCACACCAGCGGAUUUUGUCUACAAGAUGCCGGAUGAAAUGAGUUUUGCAGAGGCAGCCGCAUUUUCCCUGAACUAUGUGGCAGCCUAUAUGAUGCUCUUUGAAGUUGCCAAUCUGCGUGAAGGGAUGUCAGUGUUGGUCCACUCAGCAGGAGGUGGUGUAGGUCAAGCCGUGGCGCAGCUGUGCUCCACAGUACCUAAUAUAACUGUUUUUGGGAUCGCCUCCUGUUUCAAACAUGCAGCCAUCAAAGACUCAGUGACUCACCUCUUUGACAGAAACGUUGACUAUAUACAAGAAGUCAAAAAGAUUUCUCCCGAUGGAGUUGACGUCGUGUUGGACUGCUUAUGUGGGGAAAACACGGGGAAAGGCCUGAGUCUGCUGAAGCCGCUGGGAACUUACAUCCUCUACGGCGCGUCAAACAUGGUAACUGGGGAAACAAAGAGUUUCUUCAGCUUUGCAAAAUCUUGGUGGCAGGUGGAGAAGGUGAAUCCUAUUAAACUUUAUGAGGAGAACAAAGUAAUAGCUGGAUUCUCGCUCCUCAAUCUUCUCUUCAAGCAAGGAAGAUGUAGUCUUGUGAAAUCGGUGAUGGACAAACUCUUGUGUCUUUAUGAAGAGAAGAAGAUCAAGCCUGUGGUGGAUUCACUGUGGGCGCUGGAGGAGGUAAAAGAGGCCAUGCAGAGAAUUCAUGACAGAGGAAACAUCGGAAAGCUCAUUUUGGAUUUUGAGAAGUCUCCAACCCCUCUGAUGGCCAAUGACAGCACGGAGACCAGUGAAGCAGGGGAGGAAGAAGAGGAGCCUGAGGGGGAUAAUGACAGCAAGGAGCGGAUGCCCUUCAUCCAUUAGAGGGAACCCAGAGCACACCUGGAAAAGCUGCAUAGAUUCACCACAGAGGAGCAUGGCCGCCUAUGAGUGUGUAUGUAUGUUUGCAUGGGCUGUAUGCUUGAAUGUACGUGUAUGCAGUACAUGUUUGUGCCCGUUGUCUAUUAACUAUUCCCUAUAGGUAAAGGAUAAACACAGAACAACCUGUUUGUCGCCCGGGUGACAAGUGCAAGACCCAGUCUGAAGCCAGUCUUUGCUGCAUUUUUGAUGUAAUGUGAAUUUGUUUGCGUGUACUUUAUAGUUAACUGCAUCUGCCAACAGUUUACUGAAUUAGAAACCGACCGAAUGAGCAUCUAAACCCUUUGAUCUGCUGUCUUCUUAUGGUAAGCACUCAUAAAUAGAUUUAGUGAAGCACAUGUGUGUUAUAGAUGGUGAAUGCAAGUGAAGUGGAAUUUAAUUCCCACCUGUUUUUAGUGAGGACAGUUUUAAAAUAAAACAACUGAGAUAAGUUUGAGAGAAAGACCCAAGUGUCUUAAUGCUUUUUGGGUUUUUUUUUUUUUAAUGAGUGAAUAUUGUGCCAACCCAGAGAGGUAGAGGAGUGUGUGUCUAGAUGUCUGCACGAUAUAUUUUCUUUGUUGCCAACCUCAAGAGAUUACAGGAUCACCAGUGCCUUUGAGCAAAUGAGUGUUAAAGAAGUCAGAUCACUUCAGCUUUUGGAUCUUACAUCAAACAACGAAAAUGGUUUUAUUUUAAUUUAAAAAUAGAUAAGAAAAUGGAUGUGCAAAACCUGUUGAGUUGAUUGUGCGCCUCAUGAGCUGUUUGUGUGACGUGUCGGUGGAUCCCUCGCUGAACUGGCCCACAAAUACAGUCAAAUACAAAACAGCGCCUGGUUUGUUGCUGAGUCGCACUCGACACAUUCGUACAUUUUAGACACUUCAAGCGGUUUUGGAAACUGAGUAAAUGCAUGAGAAAGUGUGAUAAUCAGCGGUCCGUUUUCUUGAAGUAGUCAGUCCGAAAGGUUUGCGGAGUUUCUGCUUUGCUCGUCUGACCAAAGUUGUUUACUUGCUGGUGCCUCAACAAAAGUGCCAUGAGAGUUAUUUUUUUGCAGCGAGCUCCCGUGUAGAGGCCGAUGAAGGUUUGAGCAACACUGUGUAUUACUUUACAGAAGUAUAACAAGUCUAGCUGCUAAUGAUGCACAUUCACCAUCCUUUUAGUUUUCACGGUAACGACACAUAGCAUGCUUCCCAUUUUCACUACUUGGUCAUUCUUGCAUAUACAUUGUGUUUUCUAUUGUUAUUCACAAUUUUACUGAGAGCAAACAUCAAAAGGUAUUUCCUCAAUUAGAAGAGAAACUAAACAAGACAUUGCUUUGUAACAAUGGCAUUUCAAGAAAUUAAUUUUAUUUAAAAAAAGCUGAAUAAAAUCAAAUCCACAGGCUUUAUAAGUAAGUUAUAAAAUGCUAAAACUAAUUUCCAAACGUGGAAAUUUGGAUGAAACCGUGGAGACACUUUGGAAAUGGAUUCAGUGUUGAUGCCUUUCUUGUUAGGUGUGGGUGAGUGUGUGUGAGAGAGAAAUGUCCCUGUAGCCUAUAUGUUCAUAUAAAAGAAAAGGCUAAAUGUGUGUGAUGACUUUGAGCAUUUUAGUGUAUUGACUAAAUUCCUUUUAAUUUGGUUUACCUGUGGUUCUGUAUUAUUGUCACAGUUUUUGUUGUGUAAUAUUUUUUG